This is a messenger RNA of Didymodactylos carnosus, 1424 nucleotides long. NCBI's taxonomy places the organism in Eukaryota, Metazoa, Rotifera, Eurotatoria, Philodinida, Philodinidae. The record is from the annotation of a GenBank genome assembly.
AUGCAAAUAACUAACAUGAACUUAAUUGACAACCAUUCACCGAUGCCAUCUCAUAGACCAUUUAAUUCUAAACAGCAACAACAACAGCAACGUGAAGACAGUAGUCUGGUAUUAAAAAUUAAACGUCAUACAACAAAAAAUGAACAUGAAAUUGUACGAACUAGUGAAGAUGAGUCGACUAAAACGUGUCUGUUAAGAACUGAUAAUAAUUCAACAACAAAUAAAGCUGUUAAAAUUGAAGACGAUGACUCGACCAACAGCACUACAACAAUACUUUCGUCAGAUGAUCGUGAAAACAGAACUACUGCUUCUACGACUGCAAAUAGUGACAAUAAUAUCUCAGUGACACCCUUAUCUCCUUCGACGACGACGGCCGUAUGUGAAAAAAAGAGUAAUCGUUUAAAAAAAGUAAAUUCAUCAAAAAUCACAAAAACAACAACAGUAUUAAGACAUAAACGAUUAUGUCGAAACGAUGCAGUGACUACUAAACGUUCUACCGCGCGUUUAUUCGAUAUUAAAAGUCCGAAACAACAAUCUCAAGCGAAAUUGAAACAACGUUGUCUAUCAAUCGAUAACAAUAAUAAUGACUGUACGACGACAACAGAAAAUUGCACGAAAAUUGAGCAACAACAGCAAACGAAAGAGAAAAAAAUUGCUUGUUCGAUAAAUAUUACUAAUAGUAAUGCCUCUACGAAUCACGAUAAUUCACAAGAUAACAGCGACUAUGACGACAGACAAAAUCAAUUACCACAGUCAAAACGUUUCAAACAUGAUAAGUUUCAAAAAGUGGAUGCUAGUGUUGAAACAGCCUCGAUUGGCGUCGUUACUGAACCAGAUAAUUUGGGUCCUUGUUCACCAGGUACAACGGUGGUACUAGAAGGAAUUGUAUGGAACGAGACCGAUAGUGGUGUACUGGUUGUCAAUGUGACAUGGCGUGGAAAAACGUAUGUAGGAACAUUGCUUGAUUCUACAAAACUCAACUGGGCAGCACCAAGAUUGACAUGUGAAUCUCCCACAAGUGAUUUUGAUACAAGAAGUAAAAAUGGGCGAAAUAAACGUGGAAAUCGUUGUUCAGCUCCUCUUCUUGCAUCAAUUUCAAAUUCAUCAACGAUAACAUCAGGACUAUCUCAGUCAUCAACAAAUGUCGAACAACAGACUGGUGACAGAAAACUUCGUAACAUAAAAUCUCGACAAACAAAACGUAACACGAUAACUUCUUCGACGGCAAUAACAACAACAACAACAACAUUGAACGAUCGCCUAUUAACAUUAAAUAAUGAAACAGCGAGUGCACUCAGUGAUAAUAAUACAACUUCCAAUGAUAAUACUACACCAUCACCAUUGAAUUCACCAUUUCGAACGAACUUAACUACAACAAAUUUUUUCUUUGAUAAACGAUGUUUUUCGGCCAUUAAUAAUAAUAA